Molecule: messenger RNA, 932 nt
Organism: Galeopterus variegatus (Sunda flying lemur)
Lineage: Eukaryota; Metazoa; Chordata; Mammalia; Dermoptera; Cynocephalidae
Product: alpha-2-HS-glycoprotein-like
Exons: 4
Coding region: 1-549 (182 amino acids)
Biological process (GO): negative regulation of endopeptidase activity
Cellular component (GO): extracellular region; extracellular matrix; blood microparticle
Molecular function (GO): cysteine-type endopeptidase inhibitor activity
Source: RefSeq, a predicted model, not a curated record
AUGGAGAUGGUGGGCAGGGUACCAGGGGAGCCUCUCCCACCUUCUACCUUUGUGGAGUUUGCAAUGGCUGCCACUGACUGUGUUGCUAAAGAGGUCACUGAUCCAGCCAAAUGCAACCUGCUGGUGAAUAAGCAAUACGGCUUCUGUAAGGCGACGCUCACUGAGAAGUUGGAUGGGGAAGAGGUUGCAGUGACCUGCAAGGUGUUUCAAACACAGCCUGUGGCCCCACAGCCCCAACCAGAUGGCGCCAACACAGCAGUCCCCACCCCUGUGGUGAACCCAGCUACAUCUGCACCCUCUCCAGCUGGCCCACCUGCAGCUUCCCUGGUGGUGGGACCUGUGGUGGUGGCAACUCCCCCAGGACCCCAGUUGCACUGGGCACACUACAACCUGCGCCAUGCCUUCAAAGAUGUGGGCUCAAUGGAGUCGGCCUCAGGAGAAGCAUUCCACCUAGGGAAAACACCCAUGGUGGCACGCCCUGGUGUUGCUGUGGCCUCUGGUCCAAUGGUUCGCCUGUGUCCAGGGAGGAUCAGACAUUUCAAGGUCUAGGCUGGACACAGUAGAGAUUAGACGGUUUAGCACAGAGAACAUAGCCACCAUCAUGUCCAAGUCACGACAUGGGUGGGGAUGUUGUCUUCUGUCAAAGCAAGUGCCACAUGUGGUAUGGAUUAAUAUCAGGUCUUGAAUCCCAACUUCACUACAUUCCUCAGGGGAGAGAAACAGAGGAGGUGAUGGUUAUGUGUGAUGAAGGCAUAAGGCCAACAACUUGAUUUUCAUUGUUUUGAUUAUAAGCCACCACCAGUGUGUUCUCUGCCUUCUGUUUGACCCCAUAAAAACAACAGGAACUGUGACUUUGAGAGGUGCUCAUGCUAAGCUUGUAUCUGCCUGUUAAUAAAAGUGCCUGAAGGGCUUUCCUUAAUAAAGAGUGUUCU